AUGUCUGACAUCAAGGAAGAAAUCAAUUCAAUAGAAAUAGCAAUAGACACUAAUGACUUGUCCAAACUAUUUAGUACCGCAUCCAAUGUACAAAUAUACAGAAAUCUUCCUGACAAAAUUAUUUCAUUUUUACCCAAAUUCAUUUCAGAAAAAAUCCAAGGAGAAGAACUUAGUAAACUAUUUGGAUCCUUGUCACCAAGUCCUUUAACAUCAGAUAAACAUGGCUACAGCAUGAAGACAACACAGAAAUCACCAGAAGCUGGAUCCUCUCUUCCAGUCAAACAGGUACUUGAUGAACCAGAGACUCUCACCACCAUAGACACUGGGUAUAGAAAACUUUUCAAUGUUGCCUGUCUGAGUGAUGACAAAAUCUGGACAAGUGGAGAUGACAGCACCAUGAAACUCUACAGUGUCAAUCAGGGAUCACUACUCAAGUCAAUCAGAACCAAGUCAGGGUACACUCCGUCUAACAUAGCGGUGACAAAAAGUGGAGAUCUAGUUUAUACUGAUGUUAGUACUGUAAACAUUGUGAAGAAUGAGAAGAUAGAGGAGGUAAUCAGACUAAAGAACUGGAGACCUCUCGGUGUCUGUAGUACCUCCUCUGGUGACCUCCUGGUUAUCAUGAGGAGUGAUGAUUACAAGCAAUCAAAAGUUGUCCAGAACCAACCAUUCCAACCAACAGGAAUCACCACAGACAGUCAGAGUCACAUCCUUACAGCUGAUAGUAUCAAUCACUGUGUCCACAUCAUAGACCAGGAUGGACAGUUCCUCUGUUACAUAGAUUGUGGAAUGUGUGAACCCUUGGGACUGUGUAUAGACAGAAAUGAUAAUCUGUUUGUUGCUCAAAUGUGGAACAAACAAGUGAAGAAAAUCAAAUAUCUACAGUGA
This is a messenger RNA of Saccostrea cuccullata (small rock oyster), 888 nucleotides long. RefSeq lists its product as uncharacterized. Gene Ontology annotation, biological process: protein polyubiquitination; negative regulation of translation; proteasome-mediated ubiquitin-dependent protein catabolic process. Gene Ontology annotation, molecular function: ubiquitin protein ligase activity; protein binding; translation repressor activity. The transcript is spliced from 2 exons. NCBI's taxonomy places the organism in Eukaryota, Metazoa, Mollusca, Bivalvia, Ostreida, Ostreidae. The record is from RefSeq and is a predicted model, not a curated record. The coding region runs from base 1 to 888 and encodes 295 amino acids.